UGGACUUGGCCCAAACACGUCUCUAGCAUUGGUUGUAGCUCAAACUCAAAUGUCAAGUCAAAGUCUUCUCCGACAUGUACCGAGUCUCGUGUUGUUAAACCAACUCUUCCUCGCCAAUCCCAUAGACAAGCCCGAAGAAGAAAAAUGGCGAUCUCGUCCGCUCAUCUUUUCUUCCUACUAUCGUUCAUCGCCCUUUCUCUCUUCCUUGUAAUUUCAACAGCUGAAACUGAAUCAGAGCUAGUAGAUGAUCUCCAGACCCUUCAAUCGCAAUCAAAAUCAGGAGUCAUCCACUUAGACGACCGAACCGUCUCCAAAUUCCUGACCUCCCCCAAAACCCCUCGUCCUUACUCUUUCCUCAUCUUCUUCGACGCCGCCCAACUCCACGACAAAUCCGAACUCCGCCUUCGCGAGCUCCGCCAAGAGUUCGCCCUCGUCGCUUCGUCUUUCAUUACCAACCACAACAACUCCAAUACAAAACUCUUCUUCUGCGACAUUGAGUUCCGUGAAUCCCAAUCUUCCUUCCACCUCUUCGGCGUCAAUUCCCUCCCCCACAUCCGCCUUGUCGGCCCCACCGUCAAAUCCCUAAAAGAUGACUCGGAACAAAUGGACCAGGGCGAUUUCUCCCGAUUGGCUGAGUCAAUGGCCGAGUUCGUCGAGUCCAGAACUAAACUCACCGUGGGGCCUAUCCAUCGUCCUCCUAUCCUUUCGAAAAAGCAACUCGGUCUGAUCGUUGCCAUUUUGUUAAUUUCGUCCCCGUUCGUCGCCAAAAAGAUCUUCGCCGGCGAGACCCUCUUACAUGAUCCCAAAAUCUGGCUUUCCGGGGCCGUUUUUGUUUAUUUCUUCAGCGUUUCGGGGGCAAUGCAUAAUAUAAUAAGGAAAAUGCCGAUGUUUUUGGUGGACAGGAAUGAUCCAAACAAAUUGAUUUUCUUUUACCAGGGAUCGGGGAUGCAACUUGGAGCGGAAGGGUUCGCGGUGGGUUUUCUUUAUACCAUUGUGGGAUUGUUGCUUGCAUUCGUGACCCAUGUGCUUGUUUAUGUUAAGGAUGCGAGGGCCAAGCGUGUGGCAAUGGUUGUCGCGAUUUUGGUUUCCUUCUGGGCAGUGAAGAAAGUCAUUUUCUUGGACAAUUGGAAGACCGGAUAUGGGAUUCAUGGAUUCUGGCCUUCCAGUUGGAAUUAAAUCAAUUUUCUUUGUUGUUUUCUCGGCUACUAUGAGAUACUUGUUUAGGGCUUGAGGACCCACAUUCCAGGGGCUAUACAACAUAGAAUGCUUAAAGUUGCAGUUGUGCUCCUUGAUCCAACCAAGAGUGAUGUAUGUGAAAAGCCAAGCACAUGAAACCUUGAUUAUAUAUCAAGGCUAAUGAUUAGGGCCUCUUGAUUCAGCAUGAUUGCCAAUAUAUCCUCUGCAAGUUGAAGGAAGAGUACCAUAGAGAAUCAUAUACAAUUGCAAGUAGAAGUAAUAAGACAACGCAUUUUUUCCUACAUUUCAUGAAGUUAGCCAUGCUAGCUUGUCGUUUAUAUAAUAAAUUAUGUUGGGUUACCCAAAAUUUAUUUGGAAAACAAAUCAAGUCAUUGGUGGAUGGCAGAUAAGUUUUGGAUGCAUUGCUGGUGGACAUCACGUUGUUAUAACAGAUUAAUCGGCUCCAACAUGGAGGGCCGCUGCUUGAUGCUUUUGUGGCCCAGAUGUGUUAUGGAACCAUAUAUCUUGGGCCAUAAAUCCAUCAUAGCGGCUGAUUGGCAAAAGCAAGUAAGCCAUAGCCCAUAUAGAAUUAGCAGGGAAAUAUCCACAUCAAAGAAGG
Molecule: messenger RNA, 1795 nt
Organism: Durio zibethinus
Lineage: Eukaryota; Viridiplantae; Streptophyta; Magnoliopsida; Malvales; Malvaceae
Product: putative dolichyl-diphosphooligosaccharide--protein glycosyltransferase subunit 3B
Cellular component (GO): oligosaccharyltransferase complex
Source: RefSeq, a predicted model, not a curated record